GCUUUCUCUUAAAUGGACACCAACUUUGGAAGAAAAAUUUAUAUAUGAUCGGUUCAUGAGUUGGGUAUUUAUUUAUCAUCGCCCUGCUUGCUUUAUCAAAACCACAAAGGCUUCCAGUCCGAGAGAGCCACUCUCUACUCCAUGUGUUUCAUGCACAACUCAAGCCCUUCGAUGGAAUCCUCCUGUGGUUCAAUCACCGAGUCAUACUGCUCUUGGGGGGAUUCUGCGCCCAAGCAGGAAGCGCUGCCCUUCAAUGAGAAUGAUUCAGAUGAGAUGAUGCUGUUGGCCAUGCUCGUUGAAGCCACAAGCGAAGGAAUGGAGACGGAGAUCCUGAGGAAGAAAGAGGAAGGCCGGGGGAAUCAGACCGGUGGGGGGAGACCGGAUGGACAGAUGGCCAAACAGGAGAAGGGCUACCGGGGGGUCCGGAGGCGGCCGUGGGGAAAGUACGCCGCCGAGAUAAGGGACUCCACGAGGAACGGAAUCCGAGUUUGGCUCGGGACUUUCGACAGCGCGGAAGCGGCCGCGCUGGCUUAUGAUCAAGCGGCUUUUGCGAUGCGGGGGUCGUUGGCGGUGCUCAAUUUUCCGGUGGAGCACGUGAGGGAUUCUCUGCGCGACACCACCUACGGGAAAGACGGUUGCUCGCCGGCGAUCGCGCUCAAGGAGAAGCACUCCAUGAGGAAGAGAAGGAAGGGACCCAAGAAACAGGGCAGCGGUCCGGCGAACGGGCCCGGUAUCAGGAUUCAGAGUGCGGUGGAGUUGGAAGACUUGGGCACCGAGUACUUGGAACAGCUGCUUAGUUUUUCGUGUGCUGGUGAAGGGGGAUUCUAAGCAUAUGCCUUCCUUCUUUCGUCGCUCUUGCAGAAGAGUAGAUUCCACGCACCGCGACUUGUAGAAUAUAGGAUAUUCCCAUGUAUUCUUUUCUUUUCCUUCUAUAUUUCUUAAUCUUGUUUGGCACAUGAAAUUCAUGGUCUGAAACUGUGCCACUUUCUCUUCAUCCUGCUCUACAGGUUCCGUGUACAUAUUUUUGAGAAUUUGGAAAGUAGAUGAUCUGCGCUACUUGAUUAAUCAAGGGUUUUGACAUCUCUAAUAAU
Nymphaea colorata (pocket water lily) is the source of this 1091-nucleotide messenger RNA. Its product is annotated as ethylene-response factor C3-like. The coding region runs from base 142 to 828 and encodes 228 amino acids. The record is from RefSeq and is a predicted model, not a curated record. Gene Ontology annotation, biological process: ethylene-activated signaling pathway; regulation of DNA-templated transcription. NCBI's taxonomy places the organism in Eukaryota, Viridiplantae, Streptophyta, Magnoliopsida, Nymphaeales, Nymphaeaceae. The transcript has a single exon. Gene Ontology annotation, molecular function: DNA-binding transcription factor activity; DNA binding.